AUGCGUUUGGGCGAGAAGCAGCCUGCGAUCGUUGACGGAACUGGCGGUCAGAGUUCCUUGAAGGUGGAGGAUCUGGUUAAUGUCCCGGAAAACCCAGUCGCCACAAUGGAUCCAAUAACACAAUUUCGCCUCACGAUCUCCACACCAUUCACUGCAGCGUUCUGCGCAGGUGGUGUUGCUGGAGCGGUCUCGAGAACGGUCGUCUCACCCCUCGAGCGAUUAAAGAUCCUCUACCAGGUCCAGUCCGUCGGUCGGAACGAAUACAAAAUGUCCAUACACAAGGCGCUCAAGAAGAUGUGGGUCGACGAAGGUUGGCGUGGCUUCAUGCGCGGAAAUGGCACCAAUUGCAUCCGUAUAGUCCCUUACUCGGCGGUACAAUUCAGCAGCUACAGCGUCUACAAAAAGUUCAUGGAGCCAUCACCUGGCGCCGACUUGACUCCUUUGAUGAGACUAGUAUGUGGCGGUGUGGCAGGCAUCACGUCGGUCACUUUCACAUAUCCCCUGGACAUCGUCAGAACACGACUAUCGAUACAGACAGCCUCCUUCGAGGCGCUAGGAAAGACUCAGGGCAAGCCACCCGGCAUGUUCGCCACAAUGAAGACCAUGUACAAGACCGAAGGCGGUAUACUUGGCCUUUACCGAGGAAUCAUCCCUACCGUCGCUGGGGUGGCCCCAUACGUCGGUCUGAAUUUCAUGGUUUACGAAUCAGUUCGGAAAUAUUUUACAGAUCCGGGAGAGAAGAACCCCGUUUGGUACAUGAAGCUUGCGGCAGGAGCUAUCUCUGGCGCAGUUGCCCAAACAUGCACAUAUCCCUUCGACGUGCUGCGGCGGAGAUUUCAGGUUAACACAAUGUCUGGAAUGGGUUACCAAUACUCGUCGAUCGGAGGUGCCAUAAAAACCAUCAUCACGCAAGAAGGCAUUUUCGGGCUCUACAAAGGCAUCGUGCCUAAUUUGCUGAAAGUCGCACCCAGCAUGGCGAGCAGCUGGCUGUCAUUCGAAAUGACUAGAGACUUUUUAGUGAGUCUGAGUCCAGAGGCGGAGGAAGAGCCAUUAUGA
This is a messenger RNA of Cyphellophora attinorum, 1056 nucleotides long. Its product is annotated as putative mitochondrial carrier. The transcript has 2 exons. Gene Ontology annotation, biological process: transmembrane transport. The record is from RefSeq and is a predicted model, not a curated record. Lineage: Eukaryota; Fungi; Ascomycota; Eurotiomycetes; Chaetothyriales; Cyphellophoraceae. Bases 1 to 1056 code for a protein of 351 amino acids.